Molecule: messenger RNA, 2278 nt
Organism: Pteronotus mesoamericanus
Lineage: Eukaryota; Metazoa; Chordata; Mammalia; Chiroptera; Mormoopidae
Gene: PEX2
Product: peroxisomal biogenesis factor 2
Exons: 3
Coding region: 389-1306 (305 amino acids)
Biological process (GO): fatty acid beta-oxidation; protein import into peroxisome matrix; very long-chain fatty acid metabolic process
Cellular component (GO): Cdc73/Paf1 complex; peroxisomal membrane
Molecular function (GO): zinc ion binding
Source: RefSeq, a predicted model, not a curated record
UCGGCCCUUCGUCUCGUCGAUGUUCGCUGUUACUGGGUUUCCUGGGCCUUCCCGGGCCUUCCCGGGCCUUCGCGGGUUUUCCUACACUAGCCAAACCGUAGUUCUCGUUGGUUUAAUUUCCCCUUUUUUUUUCCAGGCACUUCCGGGUCCUGGGACGCCCCGGAAGCCUGCCAGUUCCGGAAGCCUGGGAAGGCUUGGUUCGGCUAGGAUAAGUCAAGCUUCCUAGAGAAUGUUUCAGAGAAAGUUCCGUGGAGCGGGGCAUGUAAGUUCCUGACCAGUAUGAAGCAAGGAUUUCACAAAAGAACUUACAGCCAAAAUCCCCGCUGCUGUAGGCUUAGAAGGCUUGAUAGAACUACAGGAAGGGGGAAAAGAACCCUUUGGAGAAGGCAUGGCUUCCAGAGAAGAGAUUAUGAAGAACACACACAGGGUGCUCAGAAUAAGUCAGUUGGAUGCACUUGAAUUGAACAAGGCCCUGGAGCAGCUGGUGUGGUCCCAGGUUACUCAGUGCUUCCAUGGAUUUCAGCCAGGGCUGUUAGCCCAGUUUGAACCUGAGCUAAAAGCCCUCUUGUGGCUUUUUUUAUGGCGAUUCACCGUUUACUCUAAAAAUGCUACUGUGGGACAGUCAGUUUUAAAUAUUCAGUACAAAAAUGAUUUUUCUCCAACCCUGAGAUACCAGCCACCGAGUAAAAACCAAAAGCUCUGGUAUGCUGUCUGUACAAUUGGUGGGAAGUGGUUAGAAGAACGAUGCUACGAUCUGUUUCGAAACCAUCAUUUAGCAUCAUUCGGGAAAGCCAAACAGUGUGUAAACUUUGUGGUUGGACUUUUGAAAGUGGGGGGGUUGAUUAACUUCUUGAUUUUCCUCCAAAAGGGCAAGUUUGCAACUUUGACGGAACGUCUCCUAGGAAUGCGGUCUGUAUUUUGCAAGCCCCAGAACGUGCGUGAGGUUGGCUUUGAGUAUAUGAACAGGGAGCUUCUCUGGCAUGGUUUUGCAGAGUUUCUUAUUUUUCUCUUACCGCUCAUCAACAUCCAAAAGUUGAAAGCGAAGUUGUCUUUGUGGUGCAUCCCCCUUACUGGUGUUUCUAAUGGUGACAGCUCAUUAGCCAACAGCAGGAAACAAUGUGCUCUGUGUGGAGAGUGGCCCACCAUGCCCCACACCAUAGGCUGUGAGCACAUCUUCUGCUAUUACUGUGUUAAGAGCAGUUUCUUGUUUGACAUGUACUUUACUUGUCCUAAAUGUGGCACUGAAGUACAGAGUGUGCAGCCACUUAAAUCAGGAGUUGAGAUGUCAGAAGUGAAUGCUCUUUAGUAACUAAAAUGGUUUCCUCUGAGGAAAACUGUGUUAUGUUUAAAUCCGCAGUAUUAGUCACCCUGAGUAUACUAGUUAGGUGUCUUAUGAGAACAUGUGCUUCUCAGCCACUCUUUUGUCCUUGGCAGUCAUGACUAAAAUCUAAUCACUGGAAUUCACAGAUCCUAAGUAUAUUGUAUAAAUGGCAAUGUAUUAUUUCUUUAAUGAUUUCAUUCAAUUUUUAAUGUCAAGAAUAAUGGACAGUUUUUGUCAAAUGACUACUAACAAUGCUCCUUCCCUGUGCUACUUCCUAGAAAAAGGUUAGAUUCUAAGAAUAAAAGGUUUUGGAGACUUUGGAAUGAGCAUGCAUUUAUUUUCAGACAGGGUGUUGUAACAUCAUAAUCUGACAGUGGUAAGACCCUGUUCUUUUAAACCUUCUGAUCUGAUGGCCCAGUUGUAAUUUUAAGCUUUUUUCUGAAGCCAGUUUAUAAAGGGUUCAGUUGACUCCUUUCUCAGGCAGAAUGAUGGCCACCAGAAGCUGAAGACUUACAUCUUAUGAGCUUUCUGAUGCCACUGGAAUAAGAGCUGCUUUCUUCAACGCUCAGCAAAAUCCAGAAGUUCGCUGCCAUUGGUCUGCAUGGGAUUGUGUGCACAUUCCUGAACCAGGAAGGAAAAAUUCUGCUCCUGAUGAUUCAAAUGUGGGUGACAUGCCCUCAUAUAAACCACAUGAACUUAAAGUAGGAGAGGAGGCAGAGCACUGAGAACACAGAGUACAGAGGUGCUGAUACAAGGAUGGUGGAUGAUGGGCUGGCAGACACAACAGGUCCCUCCUAGAGUCACUGUUUCCCUUGAUACCCAAAGUCUACAUGCAGCCUUAAUAUGUUAUCAGUUACCUAGCCUGAUAAGGACAUUAAUGAGUAACUGAAUAGCGGUCUUCCAUUGCAGAUUUGAAAGGAUUAAAUAAAAGUCAAUGAGAUUUUGUUACACCAACAA